This is a messenger RNA of Mesorhabditis spiculigera, 1422 nucleotides long. NCBI's taxonomy places the organism in Eukaryota, Metazoa, Nematoda, Chromadorea, Rhabditida, Rhabditidae. The record is from the annotation of a GenBank genome assembly.
AUGAAAAUCAUUGCCGAUUAUAGUUUUUUCAACCGAGCCGGCAACAAUCAUCUAGCAUUUACCAGUCGUUAUAUUGUCAACCUCUUCGAUCGUGUCAAUCAAAUUUACACAAAAACCGAUUUUGGUGAAAAUUCAUCUCAGGAGCGGCUGGUCAAUCUGGGUUUUAUGAUCAAGGAAAUUGUGAUUUUUGCCCAUUGGACUGCCGACCCAAAAGAUCCCGAGCACUACAACACCGAUAAGGAGUUUAACGCAUAUGAUUUCUUACAGUCCCUCAAACGAUUGGAAGAUUCGGAAGAUUAUUGCCUGGUUCAUCUACUAACAGCUAGAACCUUUCGAGAGGGAAUUCUGGGUCUAGCUUUUGUCGGGACUUCAGCAACUGGAGCGGGAAUUUGCCCACAGUCGCGACAGAGUUAUAAUACGCUUUUCUCUACCGUAGCGGCUUCUGGCGGGGGUCAACUCCUAGUCACGCGUGAAGCAGAUAUUGUUACGGCUCAUGAACUUGGCCAUUCUUGGGGAGCUAAACACGAUAAUGGUACCGAGUGCCAGCCGAAGAGUCUGAGGGAUGGAAAUUAUAUCAUGCAUCCAACCGCUGUUCCUGGUUAUGAUGUGAAUAAUAUGCGCUUUUCACAAUGUUCGAUACGCGAUAUGCGACAAGUGCUUUCAAAUCGAGCUGAUGAUUGUUUUAUUCCACACCAAAGGGCUGUCUGCGGCAAUGGCAUUCUUGAAGAUGGAGAAAUGUGCGAUGAGGGUUUUAUCGUUCACGGGCAAUCCGAGGGACGUUGCUGCUCUAGGGAAUGUCAAUUACUGGCUGGGUCACAGUGUUCCCCAAAAAAUCACCCAUGCUGCUCGCCAGCAUGCACAUUCUUGCCUCCACUUCAUAUCUGCCGAUUUGCAAAUGCAUUGCAGUGUACAAGGCAGAGUAAUUGCACAGGAACGAAUGGUGAUUGUCCACCACCAAGGCCAACCCUUGAUGGCACAAAUUGUGUAGAUAAAGGACAAUGCCAAAAUGGGACAUGUUUACCAUUUUGCGAAACAAUCGGAAAAGAAUCGUGUAUCUGCCUUGAUGAUGCUUCUGCUUGUAUGCGUUGUUGUCGUAGUCCAAAUUCUACAGAAUGCCUCCCUGAACCAAAUGGUGGAAUGCUGCGCGAUGGCACUUUUUGUGUGCAUGGAACAUGCCAAAACAACAAAUGCAAAAGCUCGGCUGUCGAUGUGGUAUCGCAUUUCUGGCAUGUGUUUGAGGGUGUAGAUAGCUCGAACUGGAAGCUCUUCUUUAAAUCUAAUAUUGCUGUUAUCAUUGUGGUUAUAUCACUUUUUGUGUGGAUACCGGCCAGCUUCGUUGUGUGUCUUUGGGAUACCGGUGACCCCGACAAAAACAAGAUCCGGCGUGUCCCAGGACAAGUCAACUGGAGCAGCUCAUUGAAA